This is a messenger RNA of Lingula anatina, 479 nucleotides long. RefSeq lists its product as uncharacterized. Lineage: Eukaryota; Metazoa; Brachiopoda; Lingulata; Lingulida; Lingulidae. The record is from RefSeq and is a predicted model, not a curated record.
CAGCAGCUCAUUUUACUUUGACCGAUAAACGGACACUGCUUGUAAAAUCACAGACGUGGCGACAACCGAUCGCAAUUUAGCUAUGAAGAAUCCACUUCUUUUUUUCUUCCUCGUUUGUGGGCUGGUUAUUAUACAUGUAGGAGUAUUGGGAGAGACAGUGCUAGAAGACCAAGAAGUCGCCGAAAGAUCCGCCCCUUUUGCUGGGAAAAGGUCCUCUCUGGUUAAAUUUGAUCUACAGGGGUUUACCCCCAGUAGGGCUGAGAAGAUAAACGACAAAGUCAAUGACGAAGAGGUAGAGAAGAGAGGGUAUAGAGCUGAGAAAAUAAACGACAAAGUCAAUGACGAAGAGCUAGAGGAGAGAAGAGGGUAUAGAGCUGAGAAAAUAAACGAUAAAGUCAAUGACGAAGAGGUAGAGAAGAGAGGUAAUAUAUUAGUACAAAAAAUAUAAUAUAUCGGUAAAGUUGUCCAGAUUUUAUGCC